Striga asiatica is the source of this 1845-nucleotide messenger RNA. The record is from the annotation of a GenBank genome assembly. Lineage: Eukaryota; Viridiplantae; Streptophyta; Magnoliopsida; Lamiales; Orobanchaceae.
CAGGAGUUGACAAAUAAAUGUAAGCAUGAACUCUUCUUAGCACAAGAAGUUCCAUGGCUCUAAUUACCAGUGUAAGGAGACUCCAUCGCCUAUAUUUACGCUUCCCUCACUCCUCUCCAUCCCUCAUUUUCAUCCCAUCAACGCCUCUGCCUUUCCCUGCAACUCAUUUAUCUCGAGCAUUUCACCGAACACCUCACAGACCAGUUGAGCACGCGCCUCAUUUCGAAAAUUCUUACCAAAUUGUCGACUUUUCUAAACAAUUGGACGAAAUCAAACAAGAAACUCAGUUGGAACUCCGUGGAAUCCUCGAAAGAGCUGAAAAAGCCAAGGAUUUUGCUUCCGGUGAUGAAGCCAUAGCCUUUCUCGACGGCUCCGGUGUCAAGCCCGAUAAUGAUUUAAUAUUUUCAGCUAUUUGGGCUUUGAGGGAUGAUUGGAAGUUGGCGUUCUUGGCGUUCAAAUGGGGCGUGAAAUGGGAUUGUGUGGUCCAGAAGACUUGGUCUUUGAUGGUGUGGUUGCUGGGCAACCAUCAAAAGUUCGGCACGGCCUGGACUCUGAUUCACGAGCUUCAUCGUGAUUCCAAGGAUACCCAACAGGCGAUGAUGAUUAUGAUCGACCGAUACGCUGCUGCAAAUUACCUAGACAAGGCCGUGCAGACAUUCCAUUUGAUGCAAAAAUUCAAGUUUACGCCCGAACAAGACACGUACCUCACAUUCUUGAACAUCCUUUGCAAGCAUGGAAACAUUGAAGAGGCCGAACAGUUCAUGUACCUCAACAAGAAGUUCUUCCCGUUGGACUCAAAGGGCUUUAACGUAAUUCUCGACGGCUGGUGCAACACAGCAAGAGACAUAGUCGAAGCCAAGAGGGUCUGGCGUGAAAUGUCCAAAUGCUGUGUCAUGCCUGAUGCUACUUCUUACACGCACAUGAUCUCGUGCUACUCAACUGCACGCAAUCUAUUCGAGUCUUUAAGAUUAUAUGACGAGAUGAAGAAAAGGGGGUGGGUCCCAGGUGUCAAUGUCUACCAUUCGUUGAUUUAUGUGCUGACUCGUGAAAAUUGCCUAAACGAAGCUCUUAAAAUAGUAGACUGGAUGAAAGUGGCCAGUUUUAAGCCGAAUUCGACCACUUAUCACCUUGUAAUAUGUGCCCUUUGCGAAUCUUUGAAAUUUGAGGAUGCAAGAAAUAUUUUGGCUCGAAUGAUAUCAGAUGACCUCAGCCCAACAGUUGAGACUUAUCAUGCUCUGUUGAAGGGCGAGAGCUUAGAAGGGACUUUGGGCGUGCUCGGCUAUAUGAGGAAAGCAGGUUUGGGCCCCAGCAAAGAUACGUUUUUUAUUGUUCUUGAUAAGUUCUUAAAAGAGGGCCAGCCCAAAAAUGCGCUAAUGAUAUGGUAUGAAAUGAAGGAGUACGACGUGAAACCUGAGUGCGGGCAUUACCUGGUUUUGGUAGAAGGGUUGGCGAAAAAUGGGUUGCUCGAGAAAGCCCGAGAAAUUUACUCUGAGAUGAGAUGUGUUUCAACAUUCGAUGAUCCGUCGCUAAAGAAGCUUCUAGAUGAACAGGAAGUUUGUGGGGGAAAAGGUAAACGGGAAAUGACAGUUGUGAGGAAUAUAAAGAAGGGCAAAGGUUUACGGUGUAGUAGAAAUCGAAUAAGUAGUGGGGCAAGGAGUAGAAAAAAAAGGCCAGCAGCUACGAGAAAAUAAGUGGGAAUUGUGAAAGAGAGGAAAAAAAAAAAACUAAUUCUGGAAAAAGGUCAUUUUCUUGAAAGAGCACCGGUUCUUUUGUUAGCUUGAGAAGAGUCCCAGAGUUGGUGGUCACUCUCACUUAGUAUUUGAUAAAAUGAAACCUGUAUUAGCA